This is a messenger RNA of Macrosteles quadrilineatus (aster leafhopper), 1456 nucleotides long. RefSeq lists its product as uncharacterized. The record is from RefSeq and is a predicted model, not a curated record. Bases 213 to 1058 code for a protein of 281 amino acids. NCBI's taxonomy places the organism in Eukaryota, Metazoa, Arthropoda, Insecta, Hemiptera, Cicadellidae. The transcript is spliced from 8 exons.
CGUGCGGGCGACAGUCAGUGCAUCGCAGGCGUUCUGCCCGGAGUGUAAACCACAUGUAGGAAUACCGAGAGCUAGAAAUGGUAUGGUUACAAGAGAAGAACAACUCAAAGCAACAUCGUGACGUCACGAGUACGUAUCUUCAGCAUGCUGUGAGGCAGCCAUCUACGUCACAACUACGUCGACCCUUCAUUGGCCAGUGAUGCUUCGAGACCAUGUGUGCCAAUUUGCUACUGCACCUAGCAAUUGUCAUAGCACUCUGCAUAUAUUGUGAGAUUGAAGGUGUCCAGAUCACAGGCCUGUUUGUGCCUCACGAGGUCCAGAAUGGCAGCGACCACGUGUUGUUGGACUGCGAGUACUCUCUACGACCUGAGGAGUUACAACCGACGUCAGGCCUGGUCGUCAAGUGGUUCUAUAACAACAGUCCGGCACCUGUGUACCAGUGGAUCCCUGGCAACAAGCCCCAGGACCUCGGUGUCCUCAAGGGCCGUCUCAACCUGGAGCACCGAGCCUCACAGCACAACGGCACGGCCCACCGCGCCCUCUACAUCCUUCAGCCUACCACGGACCUGUCCGGGGAGUACAAGUGUGCAGUUUCCACCUUCCACGAGGAGGACUUCAUGAUCAAACGCAUGCUUGUAUACGCGCCGGAAAGGAAGAUAGAAGUUUUCCAGACCAAGACAGACCUCCAAGGAGUGAACGUUUCCUGCAGAGCCCUCGGGGUCUUCCCAGAGCCCAAGAUGGUCCUUUACAAAGGCAACGACAUCAAGAAAAUGACACUGAUGACGUCAGCAAGCCUAGAGUCGGUGUCACAUGAUGGAGUUUAUGACGUCACCAUUACAGGGUUUCUUCACGACGAGGAGCUCAACUCGCCAGUCAUUGUCGACUGUGAGCUCAGCAUUCCCGAAACCUCCUACACGCGGAGGAAGCUGAUGCACUACUACCCAGGAAGAGCUCUUGCGUGGAUAGCAGAUGACACCAGUGGUGCAGUGCUUCUACGGGUGAACUACUCGGGAAUCGCAAUGUUGUUUGUUCUGUUGAAUUGUUGCUUGAAAUCAUGAUCAAGCAGUGAUUGGACUUUGUGAAGAACUAUUUUUAAUAUUCAUCUGUGCCAUAGAUCACAUAUCUAACCAUAUUUUGGAAUAUAUUGUCUACCAAACAUUGUACUCGUAUAUGUGCUAACAGUAGAGGUUCAACCAAUCUUGGCUGAAAUAAUUAACUACAUAAAAUUUAGAAUUUCUUUAAUUGGAUAGGUGUCAAUUAUUCGAUAAACAUAAUCCUUAGUGUCGACUAAAUAUUUAGAAUCUCUCCACGUUUCAACCAAGAUUGGUAAAAAGCUAACUUGUUUUGAUCUAAUUAACUAAGUUGUUUAUCGUUGAUUAAGCUUUGUCAAGAAAACUAAAUAACGUUUAUGAGAGUUUAUAAUUACGUAUUUAAUAUACUAUUUUCUUGUGCUUUU